This is a messenger RNA of Neomonachus schauinslandi (Hawaiian monk seal), 2558 nucleotides long. RefSeq names its product tec protein tyrosine kinase (gene TEC). NCBI's taxonomy places the organism in Eukaryota, Metazoa, Chordata, Mammalia, Carnivora, Phocidae. Gene Ontology annotation, biological process: adaptive immune response; integrin-mediated signaling pathway; regulation of platelet activation. Gene Ontology annotation, molecular function: non-membrane spanning protein tyrosine kinase activity; protein binding; ATP binding. The record is from RefSeq and is a predicted model, not a curated record. The transcript has 18 exons. Bases 109 to 2001 code for a protein of 630 amino acids.
GCGGUGCCCGCGGGACUUCACACUGUCCGCGGCUCCGCGCACCCUGCGCGUUCCAGCCAGAAUACCAGGAUCUUCAAUGGCAGGAGACAGAGUGAUCAGAAGACCGAGAUGAAUUUUAACACUAUUCUAGAAGAGAUUCUUAUUAAAAGGUCACAGCAGAAAAAGAAGACAUCACCGUUAAACUACAAAGAGAGACUUUUUGUGCUAACAAAGUCCGUGUUAACCUACUAUGAGGGUCGAGCAGAGAAAAAAUACAGAAAGGGAUUUAUUGAUGUUUCAAAAAUCAAGUGUGUGGAAAUAGUGAAGAAUGAUGAGGGUGUUAUUCCCUGCCAAAAUAAAUACCCAUUUCAGGUUGUUCAUGAUGCUAACACACUUUACAUUUUUGCACCUAGUGCACAAAGCAGGGACCGGUGGGUGAAGAAGUUAAAAGAAGAAAUAAAGAACAACAACAAUAUUAUGAUUAAAUAUCAUCCUAAAUUUUGGGCAGACGGAAGUUAUCAGUGUUGCAGACAAACUGAAAAAUUAGCACCUGGAUGUGAAAAAUAUAACCUUUUUGAAAGUAGUAUAAAAAAAGCAUUACCUCCAGCACCAGAAAAAAAGAAGCGAAGGCCUCCCCCACCAAUUCCACCUGAAGAAGACAACAGUGAAGAAAUCGUUGUAGCCAUGUAUGAUUUCCAAGCAACAGAAGCGCAUGAUCUCAGAUUAGAGAGAGGCCAAGAGUAUAUUAUAUUAGAAAAGAAUGAUGUUCAUUGGUGGAGAGCAAGAGAUAAAUACGGGAGUGAAGGUUAUAUCCCAAGUAAUUAUGUAACAGGAAAGAAAUCAAACAACUUAGACCAAUAUGAGUGGUAUUGCAGAAAUACAAAUAGAAGCAAAGCAGAGCAGCUCCUCAGAAGUGAAGAUAAAGAAGGUGGUUUCAUGGUAAGGGAUUCCAGUCAACCAGGCAUGUACACAGUCUCCCUUUAUACAAAGUUUGGAGGUGAGGGCUUGUCAGGUUUCAGGCAUUAUCAUAUAAAGGAAACAACAACAUCCCCAAAGAAGUACUAUCUGGCAGAAAAACAUGCAUUUGGUUCAAUUCCUGAGAUUAUUGAAUAUCAUAAGCACAACGCAGCAGGACUUGUCACAAGACUGCGGUACCCAGUUAGUACGAAGGAGAAGAAUGCACCAACCACUGCAGGAUUCAGCUAUGAAAAAUGGGAGAUCAAUCCUUCAGAGCUGACCUUUAUGAGGGAACUGGGCAGCGGACUGUUCGGAGUGGUGAGGCUAGGCAAGUGGAGAGCUCAGUACAAAGUGGCAAUCAAAGCUAUUAGGGAAGGUGCCAUGUGUGAGGAGGACUUUAUAGAAGAAGCUAAAGUGAUGAUGAAGCUGACACACCCGAAGCUAGUGCAGCUUUAUGGUGUAUGCACCCAGCAGAAGCCGAUUUACAUUGUUACCGAGUUCAUGGAAAGGGGCUGUCUUCUGAAUUUCCUCCGACAGAGACAAGGUCAUUUUAGUAGAGAUGUGCUGCUGAGCAUGUGUCAAGAUGUGUGUGAAGGGAUGGAGUACCUGGAAAGAAACAGCUUCAUCCACAGAGAUCUGGCUGCCAGAAAUUGUCUAGUAAAUGAAGCGGGAGUUGUGAAAGUAUCAGAUUUUGGAAUGGCCAGGUAUGUUCUGGAUGAUCAAUACACAAGUUCUUCUGGUGCAAAAUUUCCAGUGAAGUGGUGCCCUCCCGAGGUGUUUAAUUACAGCCGCUUUAGUAGCAAAUCAGAUGUCUGGUCAUUUGGUGUUUUAAUGUGGGAAGUAUUCACUGAAGGCAAAAUGCCCUUUGAGAAAAACACCAACUAUGAAGUGGUAACCAUGGUUACCCGGGGCCACCGACUCUGCCGGCCAAAGUUGGCGUCCAAAUAUGUAUAUGAGGUGAUGCUGAGAUGUUGGCAGGAGAAACCAGAGGGAAGGCCUUCCUUUGAAGAUUUGCUGCGCACAAUAGAUGAACUAGUUGAGUGUGAAGAAACUUCUGGAAGAUAAGUGGUGGUGUGAUCCGUGGAGUCCAGAUUCCAAAGCAUGAGGAAGAAAUGGCACUUUGUGGCUAACUUUUAAUUUAUUUAGCACUUGGACAUGUAGACUGUUUUACUUAUAAAGUGGAAAAACCUAAAGCAUUUGCUUCUAGAGCAGUCCUAGCUCUGGGACUGGAUUUUUCAAGUUAUGGAAAUGCUGCCUGAGAGAUGGUGAUUAAAAACACUCACUUUUAUCCAUCCCACAAGUACUUGAGCACCCACCAUGUAUGAUGCCCAGACCCCAAGGUUUUCCCAUUUUAGGGGUGUAGGUGGGGCUGUGUUGGCUGGUGUCAGUGGAAGGUCAGGAUAUUUGGGAAAGGAAAGGGAUUUAGAGCCUUGUUCCAGCAACCUUUCUCUUUCCUUUGACUUCUAUGGAAAUCUGGGCCUGAGGCAUUGUCUAAAAUGUGGGUUCUGGAUGAAUCAGGAACCCAUCUUGGAUAAGUACCCCUCUUUUGUUUUGAAAACAUCCAUUUUCAAGACUGCCAUUAUUUGUAUGCUGUAUAUAUUGUAAAUAUAUAUAAUAUAUAA